AUGUCGCUGGAUCUCGAGGAAAUAGAAAUCGACAAACACCAAUUCACCCUUGCCAACUGUGGCUUAUCAGACUUCCAUGAGUACUUACAAUACAUCAAUCGAUUUGUAUCCCAAUUCAUGUGUAUCUGGCUUCACCUCUCUAUAAUUUGCCGGCUAUUCGUUGUGAACAAUUUCAGAGUCAAAAGUGACUAUCAGAUACUGAUUAUAGCACAGUCAGCCAUCAAUAUUGCGGCGUGUGCGUUUGAUGUUAUAGUUAAUGAGAUCCAAACCCAAAACGGAUGGUAUAUAAAAAUCGGUCACCCAUUCUGGCAGCUCUCCAUGAAUGAGAGGUUGUUCUAUAUCAUUGGGUUGACAGUGUUCUCCACUAGUUCUCAGGAUAUUCUCAUGCUUUUCAACUUGCAUAGACUAUUUAUUAUCAAAAAAAAAAGUCUGGUAAUCUUGUAUGCGAUUGCAAUCCCUUUAAUGCUUAUUGGGCCAAUUGGAGAUGCUUAUACCGCUGUUCCGGUUAUCAUGGCCGGCCGUGACAAUGACCUAUUCUUUAAGCAAAGUCAGAUUGUUGGCAUUGCUGUAAUCAUUAUUAUAUGUUAUGUCAAAUUAAACAAGGAGUUUGCCACAAAUCCCAGUUUCUCUGAAAAAACCAAAAGAUUACAGCAGAAAUUGAGUUGGAGUAUAUUGAUGCAGCUCACCCUUCUCUGCGUCAUCCUUUUCAUCCUUAAAAUUCUACCAUGGGCUAUCGAAAAUCUAGUUGACUAUAGCAUAUAUGAAAGAUAUGAAGUGACGUUUAUAAUUUACGCCCUCGUAAUCACCCAGUGGUACUCCUUCCUCUCCGCUGUUUUCAUCGCUUGGUCUAUCGCCGGAUUCUUCAAGAAUCCGACACCUCCAACGACAAAACAACACUCGGAUUCGAAAAUUUUCCAGGUGGAGCCGCAAAGGAAGCAAUCGGUGAAAACGGCGUUUGUGUAG
Molecule: messenger RNA, 963 nt
Organism: Caenorhabditis remanei
Lineage: Eukaryota; Metazoa; Nematoda; Chromadorea; Rhabditida; Rhabditidae
Exons: 7
Coding region: 1-963 (320 amino acids)
Source: RefSeq, a predicted model, not a curated record